GUGGCACCACAAGACCCAGCUCUAUUUGGACAGAAAUGUUUAUAUCUAUCUUAAAUAUAGAUUAAUCGCUGACUAGAUUAUCUUAAAGUUUCUGCGCGCCGGUUUAAUCAUGAAUGAAGAAAAUGAGAGCAUGUGUUUGAACAGGUCGCUGGUGGAGGUGGACUGCUUCAGCAACCUGGAGGACAUCGAUGUGACAGCUGACGGGAGCCCGAUACUGAGGGUCCUCAUCUGCCUAGUGUACUCUGUCGUGUGCGCUGCGGGUCUGGUGGGCAACCUGCUGGUCCUGUUCUUCAUCAGGGUCAAACAAGAGAGGAAGAAGUCCACGGUGAACUUCUUCGUGCUCAACUUGGCGGUGACGGACCUGCAGUUCGUGCUCAUGCUGCCCUUCUGGGCUGUGGACACCGUGCUGGACUUCAGCUGGCCGUUUGGAGACGCCAUGUGCAAGAUCAUCCUCUCGGUCAUCGUGAUGAACAUGUACGCCAGCGUGUUUUUCCUCACCGCCAUGAGCGUGACCCGCUACUGGUCAGUCGCCUCCGCUCUGAAGAACAGAAGCGCGCAGAAGUCUUGUUCCGCCAAAUGGACCUGCGCAAUCAUUUGGACCAUGGCGACUCUGGCGACAGCGCCGACGACUAUUUUCUCAACUGUCAGCAACGUAACCGGAGAGAAACUCUGUUUGCUGAGGUUUCCUGGUGGACAGACCUGGUUGGCAGUUUAUCACAUACAGAAAAUACUUGUAGGUUUUGUUUUGCCCAUGUCCAUCGUGUCCAGCAGCUACAUCAUGCUGCUGCGCUUCAUCCGCAACCGGAGCAUGAAAACAAGCAACCCCAAACGGAGAUCUCAAGUUACAAAAUCUAUCACCAUCGUCGUGUUGUCCUUCUUCCUGUGCUGGAUGCCGAACCAUGCCAUCACCCUGUGGAGUGUACUGGUCAAACUGAACGCUGCAAACUGGGACAAAGCGUAUUACAUCGUCCACACAUACGUGUUCCCUCUGACCGUCUGUCUGGCUCACACCAACAGCUGCCUGAACCCGAUUAUUUACUGCCUCAUGAGAAAGGAGUUCAGGGACAAACUGAGCAGUCUGAUACACAGAGGAUAAUGUCUGUGAAUUAUGUUUACGAACCGUAACCAAGACGCACAAAAGGCACAGAGUGAGAGAGGAGAGCUUUUAGAACACACAACGAAACACGCACCAUCAUGUCAGGACUUUGCUUCAUUCUGCUUAUUGAAAAAUGUAACUUUUAUCAACGGUUCUUGUCUUUAAAGGCGUGCGUAAUGUGGCUGAUUCUAUUGAGAAACACCUGUAACUGGUUUGGGCUUUACGCAUAGAAAUAGCUAAUUUUGUGUAAAAAAUAUUACACUUAGAUGUCCACUGUGGCGUUGAUAGUUAAAAAGCAUUAGGAAUGAUGUGUCUUUAAUGUGCAGUCUAAGUGUCCGUGUGCGUAAUUGCGCAUGAUAAGUAUCCACGCAUUAGUGUGCUCGCGUUACAGCUGAACAGGCUCCGCGCUUUUCACAUCCAUCUGUGAAUGUCUUUGCAAAUAAUGUAACCCAUGAGCGCAAAGUGUGGUAAUAAGACAAUCGUGGAUGCAAACACCAUUUCUUGGAGCGAAGCAGAGAAAGUCACUGGUCAUGCUU
Centropristis striata (black sea bass) is the source of this 1632-nucleotide messenger RNA. RefSeq names its product relaxin family peptide receptor 3.3a1 (gene rxfp3.3a1). Gene Ontology annotation, cellular component: membrane. Gene Ontology annotation, biological process: immune response; G protein-coupled receptor signaling pathway. The coding region runs from base 110 to 1096 and encodes 328 amino acids. Gene Ontology annotation, molecular function: G protein-coupled receptor activity. The record is from RefSeq and is a predicted model, not a curated record. Lineage: Eukaryota; Metazoa; Chordata; Actinopteri; Perciformes; Serranidae. The transcript has a single exon.